AUGGCGUGGGAAGCCCAGCCCGUGAAUUUGACCACGUGGCUGCCGGCGUACGUUCAUUCGCGGUACCAUGCAGAUAAUGCCAACGCCGCGCAGGCAUGGCGAACGCUGCUGCAAUCCGUCUACAGCGUCGGCGAUGGCGGCGGCGUGACCAAGAACAUCGUGGCCGUUCGUCCUGGCUGGGAUAUUCUGCACCUGUCAUUCCAACCCACCGACAUCUCGUACGACCCGCGGCUUGUCGUGACCGCGUGGACGCACCUCUUGGCGGCAGCCGACAAAGUGCCGCACACAGAUGCGUUUCUGCAUGAUGUUGUGGACGUGACGCGGCAGGUGCUGUGCGAUCACUUCCUCGCGCACUUCAAGGCCAUCAAGCGAGCGUUCGUGGGCCACAACGUGUCCAUUGAGGAGUUUGCAGACACAACCGAAAACAUGCUCGAGCUGCUGUGGGAUUUGGAUGUGAUCCUCGGCUCCCACAAGGACUUUUUGCUCGGGCGGUGGCUCGCCCAAGCGCGGGCACUGUCAGGCAACCACUCGGACGUGGCGACGUACUUGGAGUACGAAGCGCGCAAUCAAAUCACGCGGUGGGGCGACUCGAACGACAAUUACUUGUCGGACUAUGCGGCCAAGGACUGGGCAGGACUCAUGGCGUCGUACUAUCACCCUCGGUGGCGCAUCUGGCUCACCGAAGUGACCGCAGCGUACGAGAGCCACCGCGACGUCAACACCAAAGCCGCCACCGACGCGCUCGAGGCGUUUGAGCUGGGUUGGCAGCUGGAAACAGUAGCGUACCCGACCUCGGCCCAUGGCGAUCCCGUGGCCAUCGCCCGCCGCCUUCUUACGAAACACGCCCCUCGACUGGCCAGGGCCCAAGCUGACGGCACUCGUCCGUCCAACAACUACCACCAUCCGCGCCAUGUGCCAGUGUUUGGGCCACAGUUUGUGCUCGAUCAACGCCGCAAUGGAAUGCAUCAAAGUAGCAAAGACUGCGGACUGGAUUGCCUCUCGUAG
This is a messenger RNA of Aphanomyces astaci, 1005 nucleotides long. RefSeq lists its product as hypothetical. The coding region runs from base 1 to 1005 and encodes 334 amino acids. Lineage: Eukaryota; Oomycota; Saprolegniomycetes; Saprolegniales; Verrucalvaceae. The record is from RefSeq and is a predicted model, not a curated record. The transcript is spliced from 2 exons.